AUGAGCCGAGAGGGGGAUUGGGAGGGCGCCCUGGAAAUGCUGCAGCGCAUCAGGGACAAGGGGAUGAAGCCUUCCAUGUCGACCCACAUGGACGUGAUCAGCGUGUGCAGACGAGCCCUGGAGUGGGACCAGGCAUCCAAAGCCUACAGAGAGAUGAUAGAGGCACAUCUGACGGAUCACCCGUUCGACGACAUGGCCUGCCAAGACUACGAAGACGAGUCCAACCACGUAUUCGCGAGGGCGUGCGGGAUAGUGGCGGGGAUGCAGGCCGACGCCGGCAUCAAGCCGAACAACGGGACUUACAGGGCUCUGCUGCAGCUCUGCAAAGACGAAGGGAGCUGGGAGGCGGCAAUCCUGCUGCUGGAGCACUCCCGGCGAUCCAAGGCCAAGCUUAACCUCUUCUCCUUCGACCUUCUCAUCACGACCGUGGCGAAGCAAGGGUACAAGGAAGUAAGCACCAUGCUGUACGAGCUGGGAGUUGUAGAUGCAGACCGGGCGUUACUCGAGACCGAGGGGAACGGGGACGGGGACGGGGACGGGGACGUGGAGUGGCCGAAGUGGCCCCUCAAGGUCGGGCGCACAGGCGGAGCGAUACUUGAGCUGCACGACCUCACCCAAGGCAUCGCGCUGGAGACGGUGCAAGUGGCGUUGUUGGAUGUUAUUCGGAGGCCUUUGCGACGGCCAUACUGGAGUGGAGACAAGCGGUGGCGGAUAAUCACCGGCAUGGGGAACAACAGCAAGGACAGGGAGGCUAUCAUCAAGCCCGCAGUCGUGGAGCUGCUGGAGGACUUGGGCCUGAGGCCGGAAUUCCAGCAGCGCAACGAGGGAUGCGUCGAGCUCAAGCCCGCAAACCUAGAGGCAUACAUCCGACGGCAGGUCACGAAAGCAUCAGCAGCAUACGUAGAGACUGACUCGCUGUAG
Molecule: messenger RNA, 921 nt
Organism: Ectocarpus siliculosus
Lineage: Eukaryota; Phaeophyceae; Ectocarpales; Ectocarpaceae
Source: the annotation of a GenBank genome assembly